AUAAACCAGCUCUGCUCUCCUCACACUCACUCGCACACUGAGAGACCAGCACAUAGCCAUGAGGUGGUGGGGAAGAAAUAAACGGCAGCAGCCGCAGGAUCAAGCGGAAGAAGACAGCAAGGUCGGCAAGAGCAAGCCGGGCUUCUCGCCGCUUGCGUGGCUCUCCAAGCUCACGGCUAAGAGCAAUGUCGCCGCCUCCUCUAGGCCCAAGGCCAAGAGCGUCGCCGGUGGCUUCCCGUCUUGCUUCCUCGAGCGCCCGACCCCGAGCUCUGCUUCGCAGAGUAGCACGACAGAGGCCUCAUCACCCGCUGCCGCGGCCUCCGACAUCGCCCCGCGUCGCCUCUCGGUCGGCAACGACGACGCCGAGUCUGCGGCCUCGGCCGCGGCCGCGCGGCAGCUAUACCGCCGACGCCACUACUCGGUCGGCGGCGAUCGCGACCUCCCGCCGCUCAGACACCUCACCCUGUUCUCCCGAUCCUCCUCCCCGCCGGUGCGUGCGCCAGCGACCCCUCCAACCGCCGGGUCGACGCCAAUGCCGUCGUCGCCACCGUCCGACACGGACGACGAGAAGCGGCCGCGGAGCCGCCAGCGCCGUCGCCGAGGAAGCCGGCGGCGGUCCUUCACCGGAGGGACACCGCGCGCGAGGCUGGCUGCGGUGCGCGUCCGGUCGCCGCGCUGCGCGGCGGCGGCCGUGUCGGGGCUGGAGAGGUUCGCGGUGGUGCGGAGGACGAGCGACCCGCAGCGGGAGUUCCGCGACUCGAUGGUGGAGAUGAUCAAGACCAGGCGCAUCGGGCGGCCGGAGGAGCUUGAGACGCUCCUGGCGUGCUACCUCUCGCUCAACGCCGACGAGCACCACGACUGCAUCGUCAAGGUGUUCCGCCAGGUCUGGUUCGACCUCAAGCUCAACCCUGCCCGCGUGGCCGCACCCGCCGCGCGGCUGAUCGAGCAUCCUUGUCGCGCCGCCACCAUUAGUUCAAUUUCCAUGUAACAUGUGCCGCUGGUUCAUAAUUCACAAAGUACGGCGAACUUUGUUGCCAGUUGCUUGUAUUCUUCGGUAAAACGCGCCUGCCUACUUGUUGAAUAAUUUGGCAAUAUAACCAUAUUUAAUUUUAA
This is a messenger RNA of Lolium perenne, 1113 nucleotides long. RefSeq lists its product as uncharacterized. NCBI's taxonomy places the organism in Eukaryota, Viridiplantae, Streptophyta, Magnoliopsida, Poales, Poaceae. The record is from RefSeq and is a predicted model, not a curated record. Gene Ontology annotation, biological process: negative regulation of DNA-templated transcription.